This is a messenger RNA of Protopolystoma xenopodis, 333 nucleotides long. The record is from the annotation of a GenBank genome assembly. NCBI's taxonomy places the organism in Eukaryota, Metazoa, Platyhelminthes, Monogenea, Polystomatidea, Polystomatidae.
AUGAUUAAGAUCGAACCACUUGAGAAAGAGGGCGACAUCAUCAAGGAAAUGUGCGAUCUCAUUGAGGCUUUCAAAGUUCCAACACCGCCAGAAGAUCUUGCAGUCUUCCAGACGCUUUAUCCCUCCAUUGACCGCGCCAAAAAUGCAAUUGACAAAGCUAUUGCUGAACACGACGGCAACAUUGACAAGUUCUGUGCCGUGCUCGACAAAGAUAUUGCUGAACUUCUGCGUGAUGUCCAUGAAGCCAAGCAGGCAAUUCACGUAAGCAAUUCUGUUGCAUUUACUGGCCUACGGAGAAUGGAUGCACUUUUUCCCACCUUCCCAAUGGUAUAG